This is a messenger RNA of Thecamonas trahens ATCC 50062, 4653 nucleotides long. Its product is annotated as TKL/MLK protein kinase. Gene Ontology annotation, molecular function: protein kinase activity; ATP binding. The transcript is spliced from 4 exons. Bases 1 to 4653 code for a protein of 1550 amino acids. NCBI's taxonomy places the organism in Eukaryota, Apusomonadida, Apusomonadidae. Gene Ontology annotation, biological process: protein phosphorylation. The record is from RefSeq and is a predicted model, not a curated record.
AUGUCGCUCUCCAUACGGCCUCCCUCCACCUCGCCGUUCCUCACCGUCUCCCUCCGUGAGGUCCGGCUGGACAAGCAGCUCGGCUCCGGGGCCUUUGGCGCAGUCCACCGUGGGCGAUACAUGGACAGACCGGUGGCGGUCAAGACCUUCCACAGAAGAAGCAGAGCAGGGGACGGCGAUGGCGAUGGCGAUGGCGAUGGCGAUGAUGAGGCUCAGCUGGCGACGGCAAGGGCGUUUGUGGCAGAGGUGGCGGCCAUUUCCCAGGUCUCGGCUCAUCCAAACUGCACAGGCUUUGUGGCGGCGGCGCUCGAUCUGCCCGACCUUGCCAUUGUUAUGGAGUAUGUUGAUGGAGGCCCACUCAAGACAAAGAUGUUCUCGCCGCAUCCUGCGGAACGGUUUGCUUCCGACUCGGCGCGGGUGAAUGCGCUGCUCGACGUUGCCCGCGGCAUGGCGUACUUGCACGCUCGCGGCAUGCUGCACCGCGAUCUCAAGCCCGACAACAUCCUCAUCGAGGCAGCCACCCAGACGGCUAAGAUUGCCGACUUUGGCCUCUCGGCUUUUGCGCUGCCUCACGACGAGCACAACGCCGUUACCGGCGGAACCCGCGCAUACAUGGCGCCCGAGGUCCUCGCCGGCCGCGAGCAGGAUCCCCCGGCAGACGUCUUUUCCUUUGGGGUCGUGGCACACGAGGUCAUCACCGGCAUCCGCGCCUGGCCAAACGGCCGCGACAACGAGUACGCCACACUGCCACGCAUCGACAGCAGCGCCUGGCCGGCGCCCCUUGUCGACCUUGUCGCUGCCUGCCUCGAGCGCGAGCCAGCUGCCCGCCCGCGGUUUCCGGACAUUGUGGCCGCUCUCGAGGACAUUCUUCGCAUGGUCCGCUUCACCGAAGCCAUCACUCAUCACGACCUUUUCACGCUCCAGCUUAUCCUCAACGCGUGGCCAGGUGACGACCAGGUGACGCUGGCGUCGCUAACCGACGCUGCGUCUGCGACGCUCCUCCACGCUGCCGUAGCCAUCGGCUCACGCCCGCUGGUUGCUCGCGGCCUUGCGCUCGGCGUCCCGGUGGCGGCCAAGACCAGCACCGGCGCUACACCAGCCGACCUCAUCCAUGACGACUUUGAAGGCAUCCUCGACCCGCCACUGCCCGACGGCGCCGCUUUGCCCUGCUCCGCCCCGCCUCGGGUCAUCCUAGCCAAGUCCAAGAACAUGCCCAAGGACCCCCGCGCGGUCCUCCCGCCCAACGUGUACUCGGUCGAGUGCGGCAUCCUGUUUCUAGGUGGCGAUCGCGUCGGCGUCGUCCUCCGCCGGUGCAAGGCGUGGGUUGCCGCCAUCGAGCGCCAUGUCUCCGGUACCCGCACGCUACUCGGCUCGUCGCGCCGCUCGGUCCAUGAUGCCGCGGACCCGCGCGAUGCACUCACAGGCAUCGCUGCCGACGCCGCGACCCCAGGCACGCCGGUCAACGCCUCAACGGCAGCACCAUCGUUCUCUGACGCCCUCCCCGACGCGCUGCGGACGGCCAAGCUCCCGGGCCGUGGCCGGCGCGCUUUGUCAGACUCUGAUGACGAUGCCGAGGGAGGCACGGUUCUGCUCCCGGUCGAGCAUCCGGAUGGAGAGUCAGAGUCGGACGAAGGCGGGGGACCAAGCCGGCCGCAGCUCGAGUCGGAUCCCGCUUGCGCCGAGCCCGAGCCCGAGCCCGAGCCCGAGCCCGAGCCGGGACUCGCAAACGCGGACGCGGCGGCCACCCGCACCGCGCAUGCGCUCCAGACCACCGCCACCCUCAACGCCGACGGCCAGCUCGAGUACGCAGUCUCACUCCUCGACCCAGAUGCGACCGUCACGCUCACACUCGGUGGCGCUAGCGCGUCGCUGGCCUCGACCGACGACACCUCGCCGGUUGUCGUUAUUCCUGCCUCCCAACUCAACCUCAUUCCUUUGUCUGCCCUCACCUUUCCACCCGAGCUCGAAACCGAUGUCGAAGAGGCGUCGCAGCUCGAGACCAACGCGUCCAAGCCGGCCCGCUACCUAUCGGCCGAUGUCUUUGUGCGACGACUCGCACUAUCGGGCGAGCUCGCAGCUUCGCAGACGGUCAGCCGCGACGGCGUUGUUGCGCUCACCACCCAGCUCACCGCCCUUGUCUCGGCCACCACACACAUGUCUGUUGUCUCUUACAUUGGCGUUGUGCUUGAGGACUACCCUUCGUCGCUCAUCCUUGUCUCGCAGCUGGUCCGCUCGCACCUCUCGCUCGAGGAUCUUGUCUACGCACCGUCGUUCCGUGACAUGGGCGUCAUUCAAGUGCUCAAGGUCCUUCGCGACGCCGCCGCUGGCCUGGCCUUUCUGCACUCGGCCGGCGUGGCGCACGGCAACCUUAAGCCAUCAAAUGUGCUCAUCGACACCGACUACACGGCGUUGCUUGCCGAGCCGGGCGUGGCCAAUCUGAUGAACGUGCUCGACGCACCGCUCGUUGUCUCGAGCCUCUACGGCGCACCCGAGCUGCUCAAGUAUGGCGAGCUGGGCAAUGCUCGAGCCCGGACGCCAGCCGCCGACGUGUGGUCGUUUGCCACCCUGGUCUGGUUCGCCUUUGACGCCUCUUUCUCGGGCUACCUCCGCCAGCCGUACCGCGGCCAGCGACCGGCCAACCUCCGCGAGUCGCCGGGCAACGUCGUGCCGCUGAGGCCCGAGGUGCCCGGCGAACUGGCCAGCCUGGUCCGCGCCGGAUGGUCGGCCAACCCGCACGCCCGCCCGACCGCCGCCCAGUUUCAUGCUGUCCUCGACCGGCUUGUCUUCGAAGCGCCGCUCGAUCCGGACCGCGCCGCCGUCGCCGCCGAGCGGGACAUUGCGCUCAACGCCCUGCUCACCCACACCCGCGCCACGGUUGCCCGGCUCCGCAGCGAAUCCGCGUCGGCACACGUUCAGCUCACCACGCUCAGCGAGCUUGACGCACUCUUUGACAAGCAGGCGCGGUACGGGCUGGAGCACUCGCGCGCGCUCGUCCUCAUCAUGACUGACGAGCUCGUCCGGGUCGUCCACAACCACUUCCAGAACCCGGGCGUGGUCCGGCUCGGCCUCCGCAUGCUCCUCCGCUUCACCCGCGGCGAGCUCGCCGUCACCCACAUCCGGCAGUCGAAGGUUGUGCUGGUCAAGCUCAAGCAGAUGCUCAAGCACCACACAGUGGCGCCAACCGAGCUCGCGCUCGCGCUCGCGGUCCUGGCUGACUUUUGCGCCAACGCCCGCAACCGAGUCGUUGUCCUCAACUCGGGCCUCCUCCGACUGACCAUACUCCGACUCGCCUCGUGCGCGCUCUCGCCACCGCUCUACAACGUGCUCCUCGCCGACACCACCGCCUUUAAGCUCCUCUUUCGCCUCCUCAACAAGUACGCCGACCAUGCCCAGAUCGUCGCCCAGGCGCUCUCCGUCAUCCUCGAGCUCGUCUCGGCGCCGCGCGGGCGGUCGAUGUUUAUGGAAAUGUCGCGCGGCAUGGGCCUCAUUCUCACCACCCUCGCUAGCGCGGCGACCCGCGCAUCGGCUUAUACCCCGAUCCUCACCGUAGGUGUCGGCAUCCUACGCAACGUCACCUCAUCGGACGUCUUCCGCGCUCCGGUCUACGUAGCGCUGCCGUCACCUGACCUGCUUGUCGCUGCCAUGCGCAUCUACGAGCGCGCUGCCGCCUCGCUCGACGGCGUGGAGCUAGAGCGGCUCACCGACGACAAUGGCGGUGACGGCGGCGAGAGCAGCAGUGAUCUCCCGCACGCGCUCGCAGUCCUCUUCGCCGCCCGACGCGCCACCGUGGUGCAGUUCCAGGCCCGCCAGCGGCUGGACUCGGACACCCGGAUGCUCGACGACCUGCCCGCCGCCGCACAGGCGCGCACUGCCUUUGUCUCGCAAGUCACCAGCGACGUGUCGGCCGGCAUGGCACGGCUUAUUGCGCUGCUGCGCAACCUAGCGCUCGCGUCGGAUGCCAGUCUGCUGCCCGCCCUGACGGGACUCCCGGACUUACUGCCAGGCCUUGUCCGCAUCCUCGACGCGCCGCAGGUAUGGUCGGAAAAAGUCAACGUCGAGCUCGCGGCCAUGCUCCGGGCCUUUGCUUCGGGCCCGGACGAGGUCCAGGACGCGCUUCUAGAAGCCGGCGUUCCGGAGCGGAUCGGGGCACUGAUGGCGGCCUUUCCCACCGUGGCGCCGCUCCUCCUUCACUGCCUGCUUGCGCUCAAGCGACUGGUCACCCAUCCGCCGACGCUUGUUGCGCUCAAGGCGUCGGGCGCCGCAGCGAUUGUUGCCACAGUCACCCGCGAGUUCCAGCCGAAUGUCCAGAUCCACUCGGUCGGGACGCAUGUGCUCGACGCUCUCGGCGAAGCGCCAGCGGCGACCCGUCCGCGACGCGGGCUCUCUGCACCACCACCGCCUGGGCCGCUGCUCAAUCGCUCGCGCUCGGCGACUGGCGCCUCCCGCCCCACCCCCGGGCCGACUGGCCUCCCGCGGCGGCGCAAGUCGACUCGUCCACAGCCGCCACUCCCGCCCACCCCAUCGUCUGCCCCGUCGCCUCACCCCACCGCCACCACCAACAGCGGCGGGUGCUGUGGCUCGCGCCCCGAGCCUGCGCCUCCUGCCCCCGCUCCUACCGCUGCCCACACCCGCGAUGAUGACCCGCGUCUCUAA